Schistosoma curassoni is the source of this 1041-nucleotide messenger RNA. The record is from the annotation of a GenBank genome assembly. Lineage: Eukaryota; Metazoa; Platyhelminthes; Trematoda; Strigeidida; Schistosomatidae.
AUGGUACUUGCAGACACACAUCUCGUCGGAUACGUUCUAGGUCACCCCAUCGACCGCAUUAGAAGGGAUUGGCAAAUGAAGCGUGCUUUCCAAGCUUCCUUAUAUUUACAUAAUCCUAAUGCCGUUAUAAUAUUAGGAGAUAUUUUGGAUGAAGGGAAAUGGGCUACAAAUGAUGAUUUCAGCCAUUUGGUGGGAAGAUUUCGCGAUAUUUUUCAUCAUGAUAAAACGAAAACAUUAGUUAAAACCGUUGUUGGCAAUCAUGAUAUUGGGUUUCAUUAUGCCACUAAUGAGUUUUUGAAUAAUCGAUUUCACCGGGAUGUUGGAGACAAUAUUUAUACACCGCCUAUUUAUCUGUGGUCCUUCUUUGGCAUCCAUUUCGUUAUUGCAAACAGUAUCGCUUUUGAAGGUGACAAUUGUGAUUUAUGCUUUGAAGCCAAUUUCAUAUUAAAAUCGAUUGCGAGAUAUCUUGAUUGUUUGAAGAUAUCUACUCCAUCUAAUACCAAGAGUUGUUAUUCCAAGGAACUUGGUAUGGGCCUUUCUGACAAAUUCCCAUACAUUGAUGUUGAUCUUAAUGAUCCAUCUUCUUUCGUCUAUUCACGUCCGGUUAUUUUACAACAUUUCCCCCUAUAUCGCACUUCUGAUAGUGGAUGCUCUACAAAACCAAUGGAUGCUAUGCCCAAACACUUGAGAAAAACUGUAAACAGACCGAAACUUGAUUGUCUGUCAAAAGAGGCAACAAAACAAUUACUGGAAUCUCUUCGUCCACGACUAAUACUAUCUGGUCAUACACAUUACUCAUGUAAAAUGUCACAUCGAUUCGGUAACCAAUCGGAUUCUGCUGUGGAAUGGUCAGUUGCUAGCUUCUCUUGGAGAAAUCUCGCAAAUCCUGGAUUUCUAAUGCUUUCAAUAACGUCCACAAAUUAUUCAGUAAAUAAAUGUUAUCUCCCAACUGAGUUGCGUUUAUUACAAAUUUAUAUUUCCGGUGUUCUACUCAUACUUUUUGUUGUCACGUAUCAAAAGUUAAUACCAUAUUUCGUUUAA